Messenger RNA from Scaptodrosophila lebanonensis, 1003 nucleotides. RefSeq names its product leucine-rich repeat extensin-like protein 3 (gene Cpr97Eb). The transcript has 2 exons. The record is from RefSeq and is a predicted model, not a curated record. Gene Ontology annotation, molecular function: structural constituent of chitin-based larval cuticle. The coding region runs from base 33 to 737 and encodes 234 amino acids. Lineage: Eukaryota; Metazoa; Arthropoda; Insecta; Diptera; Drosophilidae. Gene Ontology annotation, cellular component: chitin-based extracellular matrix.
GAAAAAUCAAAAGAAUAAAUUGGGAUUGCGAAAUGUCUCAGCUGCUUACAGGUGUCCUGCUGCUGCUUGUUCUACAAUAUGCACAGGCCCAGCAUCAGGACUACACAACACCUGUGCCCAUACUGAAGCAGAUUGAUAAGCACAACGAUGAUGGGUCGUACACGUACGGGUAUGAGGCGGCCGACAAAAGCUUCAAGAUUGAAACAAAGUAUCCCAAUGGAGAGGUGUACGGCAAGUACGGCUAUGUGGAUGAUCAGGGCAAGAUUAGGGAGAUCGAGUAUGGUGCUAGUAAGCGUGGCUUUGAACCUGCAGGCAGUGACAUUAAUGUCCCGCCACCAACGCUGACCAAUAGCAAUCCCUAUCCACUGGGUCCCAACGAAGUGGACGAUGGUCAGUAUCGCGAGGAUCCCGCCGUAUACUAUAAGGACCAGAAAUACAAUCGUCCCUUAGCGGCCAGCAAGUUCAGUUUGAACGAUUUUGGUCGAGCGCCGCAAUACGCACCCGCGCCUGCACCCCCCCGUCCCUACUACAAUCCUGCUCCACAGUAUUAUAACCCACCAACGCCGCAGCCGCGCUACUAUCAGCCACAGCCACAGCCCCAACCCCAGCCCCAGCCUUACUAUGCACCCCAGCAGCAGCAGCAGUACGCCGGACUUCCCAAUCAGCACCACCCAGCAUUGCGCAACCUGAACAUCUAUACUGGGUCCUAUAGCAUCGACUACACGGGCAGGAAGUAGGCGUAGCUGCGGAUGUAGGCCAGUUUUGUUUUGGAGGUGCGCGCCAUGUGGGAAUGAACCAGGAGUACCGAGAGAGAUACCGACUGAUGUCCGAGGACAAUGUCAACUUGUUACUGCCAAAUAAAUCAGUCAUUUCGAUAUCCAUAUGAAUGUGUUUGCAUAUACGAACUAUGUGUAUGAGUAUGUAUGAUGUUAUGUCGAAUGAGUUGUAGAGCACAGAAACAAAAUAAAUAGGUUCAAAAUACAUAUCUACCUGCUACAUCGUG